AUUCCCACGAGCUCUUCUGCGAGAGGUCCCGGGUUCAAUCCCCGGACAGCCCCCAUCACAUGAUUAUUUUUUUGGCGUUCCAACCCCUGAAUUGCUAGGGUUCGCACUGUCGCGAAUCUUUUUAGAGUUGCCAAACGCGACGUUAUCGGCGGUAAAUAUUGACAAUCCUGCACUUUGCUGCUUGGCGAUUGGAUGCCCCCUUUUGCAAACAGAGAAUAGUGAGAUUUAAGAGAGCAAAAAAUGGCUCUUCAAUCCCACAGACAAUAAAUAGCCCUCGAUGCCUCCAAUUCGUAAUUGGCUUUGACCUACUUGGGAUGAUUGGGCGAACCUGCACGUGCUCGAUUUCAGCUCUCUCGAUUUCAGCUCACGAUAUGACACUCGAGCCACUCAGCAGAGCCUGGUCUCAUCCAUUCCUCAAAUUUAAAGGCCUAACCAAACCAACUGCCCGUCCCACAUCUCAGCCACAAUGGACGAGGCUAUUGCCGGGUCGGCAGCCACGGCAUGCGACUGCGACGACGGCAACCAAUUCUCGCGCGCCAACGUUUUUGGCAUGUUGCUCACACUGCAAAUCUGCCAGCUCACGCAGCCGUACGGCAGCCUCCUGUUUCGCGGGCUCGGCGGCUUCCUCUGGCGCGUCAACCCCGUCUCGUCGCUCGUCGAGGCCUGCAUCGUCUUCUGGUAUCCCAGCAAGGUGGCAUAUCACUCCCGGUCGCAGAGUUGGGUUGGCGUCCUGGAGAGACUCCAGUAUACUGCGGCCGCGCUGCUGCUGCUGCGGGCCACGAUAGCCGGCGAGAGCGACGGAGGACUCAUGGAGAGGCUCCUGACAGGCAGCUUCUUAGACCGAGACGUCCCAGACCCGCCGCCUCGCCCCGGAUUCGGUGGUCCAGACGAAGGCUCAGGCUCUUCGACAGCGCACGGCCAAAACUCGCCAUCGGGCUUUGUGCGACGCCGAACCACUGAGCCCGAGGCCAACAUGCCCCCUGGUGCUCACGGACCCGAAUCUCGUUGGACUUCCGAAGAUGCAGCCACGGAGAAGUCGCGGAUUCUAAACCAGGCCCUCGGCUCGAACGCGCUUGCCCGUCGUGAAAGCCGCAUCGACCUGGUCGCGGGCAUAUCCGUUCUCCUGGUAAUGCUCAAACUGGUCGCAAUCCAGCACGGGAGCCGGAUGUUCACGACCCUGUGUCUGUUGAUGAUUGCGGGGUGGGCGGCAAUCCAGAUCCUUCUCCUGCUCCUCCAUUCCCGCUCCAUGGACGAGAUCGACAUGGCCAUCGUGGUCCGGACCACGCGGACCCUCAACCACAGCCUCGCCGGCGCUGAAGACAACUGGCUGUAUCUCUACAUGGCCUUCCACCUCCCCUUCUUUGGCUAUCCGAGCUACCUGUUCGCAUUCGGCGACUGGGAUCCCCAGAGCCAUUCGGGGUUUCUCCAUGUUUUGUUGACCGUGUGGUAUGCCGUUGUCUACGUCGUAUCCUCCUUCGCUUUCGUCAUAUUGUGGCCCAGCUUGAUUUUUGGCUGGAUCGCACUUCUCACCGGCUCACUCGACAACACUUCCAAAUAUUUCUGGAAACGGCUACUGUUGUUUAUUUUCUGGCUCUUUCCCAUGACCACGGCCAUGGUAUUCUCCACUGUCCAUUUCACGGAAAAGGCCAAGCACAUUCUCGGUUCCAACAACAUUUUUCCCAAGAUAGGGGCCAAGGACUUUUAUAUUUUCCAGUUCCUUUUAGACUAUGAUAUACCUGGCCUGCAGUUCCUCUUCCACGACGUGUUCGACCAUGUCUCAAGUGUUCUCCUUUUUGCUCUUGCUCUGGGUCUGAUGGUCUUUUUGUACUCUUUUCUUUUCGUCCCGUGGCCCACCAAGAUCGACCCACCGAGAUCAUUGCGAGUGUGGGCAUCGAUCGGCAACACUUUGUUUGGCGGAGCUGCCUUCUUGUUCGUCCUGUUGUGCUAUGAUCCCCAAAACACGUACCAGCCAGACUGGACAGAAUGGCUGGGAUAAGAUAUCCAUUUGUGACGUUAAUGGAGAAGGCCACCAGCUCCCAGCCAUUUCGGGUGUCCGAGUCAUGUUAGUUCCCUCUUAACAAUAAAUUAUCCGCUCCUAAAUUAUCCGCUCCCAUAAGGUCUAGCCAGGUCCACACCCGGCAAGCUCCCUACCUAUUUAUUCACUUACUACUAUGCAGGAAUUAUAAGCAACUUGC
Messenger RNA from Lasiosphaeria miniovina, 2195 nucleotides. RefSeq lists its product as uncharacterized. The coding region runs from base 467 to 1996 and encodes 509 amino acids. NCBI's taxonomy places the organism in Eukaryota, Fungi, Ascomycota, Sordariomycetes, Sordariales, Lasiosphaeriaceae. The transcript has a single exon. The record is from RefSeq and is a predicted model, not a curated record.